This is a messenger RNA of Oppiella nova, 2222 nucleotides long. The record is from the annotation of a GenBank genome assembly. NCBI's taxonomy places the organism in Eukaryota, Metazoa, Arthropoda, Arachnida, Sarcoptiformes, Oppiidae.
GUUCAUAUUCACUGAAUGUUAGUUUGAUUUUCAUUUCGACUAAUGUCUCAAAGAAGUGGUGUUAAGGUAUUGAUGUGAAUGAUUGGUGUUUCCCUGAACUGUGUAGUACUGGUUGUUCACCAGACCUUUAAUGACCUCUCGUUUUAUAUGAACUUAUUUCCCCUUUAAUGCCACAAAUUUGUUGUAAAAUAAUAUUUUUUAAUUAAAUAUUUCAGUCGCUAUUCAAAGGCGUGAGAAGCAGUAAAUUCCGGCACGUCUUCGGAAGUUUGGCCAAAAAGGACAGAAUUUAUGAUAACUUGAAAAUCACCAAAAAUGCCAACGACUCCAACUUCUGUGCCGUCAAUCCUAAGUUUAUUGCCGUUUGCACCGAAAGUUCUGGCGGAGGAAGUUUCAUUGUAUUGCCUCAGAGUCAAUAUGGGCGCAUAGAAGUGAACGCGGGUCGGGUGGUGGGGCACAGGGGGCCUAUUCUGGACCUCAAGUGGAACCCAUUCAAUGACAAUGUGAUCGCCUCGUGUUCAGACGACUGUACGGUUAAGAUAUGGUAUAUUCCGGACGAAGGCCUACAGCAGAGGAAUCUAAACGAACCGAUAAUGGAUUUAAUAGAACACCAGAGAAGAGUGAGUUUCAUUGAAUGGCAUCCGACGGCUGAUAAUAUUCUGCUGUCCACUGGUUUCGACUAUUUGGUGAUCAUCUGGAAUGUGAGCAAAGGAGCUCCAGUCCGAGUGAUAGACUGUCACCCGGAUGUGAUACACUCGAUGUCAUUCAAUCGUGACGGCAGUCUAUUGGCCACCACUUGUAAAGACAAAAUACUUCGAAUAAUAGACCCGAGGAGUGGAGAAGUAGUCAACUCUGGUGUCUGUCAUCGCGGCUCCAAAGCCUCGAGAGUUGUAUUUUUAGGCGAAACUGGAAAACUGUUUACUACAGGCUUUUCGCGCUAUAGUGACCGCCAGUGGGCCGUCUGGUCUGAACACGACUUAUCAGAACCGCUUACUAUAGAGAACAUAGACUCUUCUUCUGGAGUUUUAUUCCCAUUCUAUGAUAACGACACGCGAAUGGUUUACAUCGCCGGUAAAGGCGACGGAAAUAUCAGAUAUUAUGAGUUGACAGAUGAACCGCCGUUUUGUCAUUAUAUCAGUCAGUUUCUGACAGGUUUUCCUCAAAGAGGUUUAGGAGUAAUGCCUAAAAGAGGUUUAGAUGUCUACAGGUGUGAAGUGUUUCGUUUCUAUAAAUUACACGCAACCCGUCCUGUCUGUGAACCCAUUUCAAUGAUUGUGCCGCGAAAGUCACAACAGUUCCAGUCAGACAUAUUCCCAGACACUCCGGCGCCCACUCCAGCUCUCAGUGCCGACGAAUGGUUGUCCGGAAAGAAUCGAAACCCUAUUCUCAUAAAUCUGAAGACUGGGUCGGGCGCCAAAACAAAUAAACCGGUGUUCCUGAAGACUGAGAAGAAUAUUUUGCAGACAUCUGAUGCUAAUAAUGAACGCAAAUUUGCUUUUAUAUCACAAGAAAAUAAAGUGGAUUACAGACAGAAGAAUGGAUAUAACGGGGAUUCCAAUGGAUUUCACAACAAUUGUCACGACAACCCAAUAGACAAGUCUCCGGAAUCUCCUCCCAGGAAGAAGUUUCCCUGGAUUAAGGACAGGGAGCCUAAGAAAGCUGCCACUAUGAAUGUGUGUGAUAUCGUUACUGUCCAACACCUGCCGACCGCUACUUUUGUUACUCUGGAGGACGACGUGCCGGAAGUGAACUGCACGCCAUCGCCGCCACUAUCCGAUGAUAUAAAUACUUUAAAUAAUAGUAUAAAUAUUAAUAUAAAUAACAACAAUAACUUAAAUAACAACCAAAUGAAUGGUAUUAGUAAUGGUAUUAAACACGAGACGCAAAGUUUCCUCGACACGAGUCCUCCGCCCAAAAACGAAAGAGAGUUGUGGUCAGCGUUUCACUCGCAGUGCGCGACAAUCCAUUCACUGGAACAGCAAAUCGCAGACAAAGACAAACGUAUUAAAGAUUUGGAGGAAUUAUUGUCACGAAUGGGUUGUGACGGACAGCAUAUCUAUUAAACUUAUUGAAGGCUUUUAUAACAAACGAAUAGCUAUUUUCUAUGUCAACAUAGAGUCUAUUUAGUGAUAGUUUCUUAACGCAAUUCAUUAGUUAUACGUAUUAUAAAUACAAUUACUUACUCACGAAAUCAUUGCUUAUGUUUCAGAUUAUGACUAAAACUA